This is a messenger RNA of Anas platyrhynchos (mallard), 5611 nucleotides long. It is a transcript of the gene RBP3, whose product is annotated as retinol binding protein 3. Gene Ontology annotation, biological process: proteolysis. Gene Ontology annotation, molecular function: retinol binding; serine-type peptidase activity. The record is from RefSeq and is a predicted model, not a curated record. Gene Ontology annotation, cellular component: cone matrix sheath. NCBI's taxonomy places the organism in Eukaryota, Metazoa, Chordata, Aves, Anseriformes, Anatidae.
AUGUUCAGAACACAUUUUUUCCUAUUUUAUUCUCUGAUUAUGUGCAGCGUAUCAGCUGAGGAAAUUUUUCAGCCAACUCUAGUGCUGGACAUGGCUAAAGUUCUACUGGAUAACUACUGCUAUCCUGAAAACCUAGUGGGAAUGCAAGAAGCCAUUGAACAAGCCAUCAAGAGUGGGGAGAUCCUGGACAUCUCAGAUCCAAAACUGCUGGCCAGCGUCUUGACAGCUGGAGUGCAAGGUGCUCUGAAUGACCCAAGACUGGUGAUUUCCUACGAGCCAUCACCACAUGCAGCUCCUGAAAAAGAAACUGAGGCUUCCCCCACUCGUGAACAACUCCUGAGUCUUAUUGAGCAUGUGAUUGUAUAUGACAAGCUGGAGGGCAAUGUUGGCUACCUGAGGAUUGAUUAUAUCAUAGGACAGGAUGUUGUGCAGAAAGUUGGAGCUUUUCUGGUGGACAAGGUAUGGAAGACACUAAUAAAUACAUCUGCCCUGGUGAUAGAUCUUCGUCACAGCACUGGAGGACAGAUCUCCGGACUUCCCUUCAUCAUCUCAUACUUGCAUGAAGCAGACAAGAUGCUGCAUGUUGAGACUGUAUACUAUCGGCCCUCCAACACCACCACAGAGAUAUGGACAUUGCCGAAAGUGUUGGGAGAGAGGUACAGCAAAGAAAAGGAUGUCAUUGUUUUGAUCAGCCGCCACACCACAGGAGUGGCUGAAGAUGUGGCUUACAUCCUCAAGCACAUGAACAGAGCUAUCACUGUUGGGGAGAAGACAGCUGGGGGAUCACUGGACAUCCAGAAACUGCGUAUUGGCCUCUCUAAUUUUUAUCUAAUGGUUCCCGUGUCACGGUCUGUGAGCCCCUUGAGUGGGGUUGGGCAGAGCUGGGAGGUUAAUGGAGUGAUGCCAUGUGUGGCUACUGAGGCAGAGCAAGCCUUGCAGAAAUCCUUGGAUAUCCUGGCAGUGCGCAGAGCAGUGCCUGGCACUCUAACCCGCCUCAUAGACAUAUUAAAGGACUAUUACAGCUUAGUGGAGCGUGUGCCAGUGCUUCUGCGGCACCUCACCACUUCUGACUUCUCUUCUGUGCAGUCAGCAGAGGACUUGGCCACCAAGCUCAACACUGAGAUGCAGACCUUAUCCGAGGACCCUCGCCUGUUGGUCCGAGUCAUGAUGCCAGGUGAAACUGCUGUCCCCCCUGCUGAGACACCAAUUGCAGUGGCAGCCAACUUGCCUGACAAUGAGCAACUGCUGCAUGCUUUGGUGGAUACUGUCUUCAAGGUGUCAGUGUUGCCAGGCAAUGUGGGCUACAUGCGCUUCGAUGAGUUUGCUGAUGCCUCUGUGCUUGCUAAACUGGGACCUUACAUAGUAAAAAAAGUGUGGGAGCCCCUCCAAAAUACAGAGAACCUGAUCGUGGACCUACGCUACAACCCUGGAGGCCCUUCCUCCUCUGCUGUGCCUGUGCUACUUUCCUAUUUCCAAGACCCCGCUGUAGGCCCUGUCCAUCUCUUCACAACCUAUGACAGGCGCACCAACCACACGCAGGAGCACAACAGCCAGGCAGAACUGCUGGCCCAGCCCUACGGAGCUCAGCGUGGCAUCUACCUGCUCACCAGCCACCACACUGCUACAGCUGCUGAGGAGUUUGCUUACCUCAUGCAGUCCCUGGGCCGUGCCACACUGAUUGGGGAGAUCACAGCAGGCAGCCUCUCACACACCUCUACGUUCCCUCUGCUGCAGCCUGAGCAGGGAAUAACCCGUGGCCUAACUAUCACAGUACCAGUUAUCACCUUCAUUGACAACCAUGGAGAAAGCUGGAUGGGCGGAGGAGUUGUGCCUGAUGCCAUAGUGCUGGCUGAGGACGCACUGGAGAAGGCUGAAGAGGUGCUAGCUUUUCACAGGAAGAUGGGGAUGCUUUUGGAAAGUACUGGGCAACUCCUAGAAGCUCACUAUGCCAUCCCAGAAGUGGCUGGGAAGGCCAGUGCUAUGCUCAGCACCAAACGGGCCCAAGGAGGUUAUCGAUCAGCUGUAGACUUUGAGACAUUGGCUUCCCAGCUUACCAGUGACUUGCAGGAGGCCUCAGGAGACCAUCGGCUUCAUGUUUUCCACAGCCAUGUGGAACCAACACCAGAAGAACAGCUUCCCAACAUGAUUCCCAGCCCUGAGGAGCUCAGCUAUAUCAUUGAGGCGCUAUUCAAAAUUGAGGUACUGCCAGGCAACCUGGGCUACCUUCGCUUUGAUAUGAUGGCUGAGGCAGAAACAGUGAAGGCCAUUGGGCCUCAGCUCGUGCAGAUGGUGUGGAACAAGCUGGUUAACACAGAUGCCAUGAUUAUUGACAUGAGGUACAACACGGGUGGCUACUCCACUGCUGUCCCAAUACUUUGUUCCUACUUCUUUGAGCCUGAGCCUCGGCAACACCUCUACACUGUCUUUGAUCGUAGUACCUCCCGCAGCACUGAGGUAUGGACUCUCCCUCAGGUGACUGGCAAGAGAUACGGCUCCCUCAAGGAUGUCUACAUCCUCACAAGCCAUAUGAGUGGCUCAGCAGCUGAAGCCUUCACUCGCUCUAUGAAGGAUCUACACCGGGCCACAGUUAUCGGUGAGCCCACAGUAGGAGGUUCCCUCUCAGUGGGCAUUUAUCGUGUUGGUAAUAGCUCCCUGUAUGCCUCCAUCCCCAGCCAAGUGGUUCUCAGCCCAGUCACUGGCAAAGUGUGGAGUGUGUCUGGGGUGGAGCCACACAUCACCAUCCAAGCCAGUGAAGCCAUGGCUGUAGCCCAGCACAUUGCCAACCUGCGUGCCCAGGUGCCACAGACACUUCAAACUGUAGGUAAACUUGUGGCAGAAAAUUAUGCUUUUGUGGACAUUGGGGCUGUUAUAGCAUCCAAUCUCACCAAGAAUAUCAACAAAGGAAAUUACAAAAGGAUUAAUUCAGAAGAGGAGUUGGCCAGGAAGGUGACUGCCAACCUGCAAGCUCUUUCUGAUGAUGAACACCUCAAAAUGCUCUACAUCCCUGAACAUGCCAAGGACAACAUCCCAGGAAUCAUGCCAAAACAGAUCCCUUCCCCAGAAGUAUUUGAAGAUCUGAUUAAAUUUUCAUUCCACACAAAUGUAUUUGAAAACAACAUCGGCCAUCUGAGAUUUGAUAUGUUUGGAGACUACGAACUUCUAACCCAGGUGUCCGACCUACUGGUAGAGCAUGUUUGGAAGAAAAUUGUUCAUACAGAUGCUUUAAUCAUAGACAUGAGGUACAAUAUUGGAGGUGACACCACUUCAAUACCAAUCCUAUGCUCAUACUUCUUUGAUGAAGGACAACAUAUUCUCCUGGACAAAGUUUAUGACAGACCCAGUGACUCAGUAAAGGAAAUAUGGACCCAGCCCCAGCUCAAAGGGGAGAGGUACGGGUCUCAAAAAGGUCUGGUAAUCCUCACCAGUGCUGUGACAUCUGGAGCUGCUGAGGAGUUUGUAUCCAUAAUGAAGAGGCUGGGCAGAGCUCUCAUCAUUGGGGAACAGACAAGUGGUGGCUCCCAUUCCCCACAGACAUACCAAGUAGAUGAUACCAACUUCUACAUCAUCAUCCCCACUUCCAGAUCAGUCAUCUCUGCAGAGAGCACUUCUUGGGAAGGGAAAGGGGUGCCUCCUCACAUGGAAACACCGGCUGCAACAGCACUUAUCAAAGCAAAGGAGAUGCUCAGUGCUCACCUGCACAGCUCUAGAUAGCCCAGCAGGGGCAUGUGCUCCUAGAAAAAAAGGUAGGCUGUAAUUUUCAAAGAAGCCUGAGGGGACUUACGCUCUCAGGAGCUGAACCAAUAACGGUUUGGGGAGCCCAGAACAGUGUUUAGCCAUAAUUUAGGUAACUAAUGCAAAAAUGAUACCCCCAAAAUCUCACUGUGUGUGUGUGUGUGCAUUUGCAUGUGAGGGAAUGUGCAGGGCACAGGUGUUUUUCUAUGCAUUAUCUGUCUGGCUUGAUGGGUUGUUUACUGCACAAGAGCUCAGUUCCCACAGGAGAAAUUAUUUUAAGGCCCUUCUGCUACACAGAAUAAUUCACAAGCGUCAGGAAUGGUACUGUUCUGGAUAGCAGAAGUGGAUUUGAGUUCUUAAAAGAGAAUGGAGGCUUCACACCAAAGUCUCAUUUUUUUGUGUUAAUUUUCUAGUAACCUAGUGUCUUGGAGAAGAAAGCCACCUCCAGAGACAAAAAGGAGUAGGAACUUGGGUUCAAUCUCUGUAGUCAUCAUUUCCCUGUACAUAGCUCUAAGUGACUCCCUUUUCAACAUGUUGCAUUUUCACCCUAUUCUGAGGAAUCCAACUCUUCCUCAGCAUGGUUGAGAUACUUGGAUAAUUCAGCGGGGUUUCUGGAUUUCUCUCCUGGCUUGAAAUGUAAAUGCUAGUUGUUACACUGUCUGUCUUAGAUUUAGCUCCAGAUCACAGAGAUUUCCUUUGGUUCCUUAGAAAAUCCCAGCUCAGUAUUGAAGGCAUGUGGGCCACCUCAAAGCAUUCAUGCAAAGAUAGAAAAUGCACAUCUGCUCCUUUGGAAAAUGUGCACACUCCCAUUCACACAUCUUAAAGCAGAAUUAACAGUAGUUGUGACUGUCUGUUUUCCAAACUGCAAGAGCUAAGUGUCUUCUCCAUUUCAUCAUUAGUUGUACCAAAAAUAAUCUUUCCCAGUUUGUCAGGGUUGCCCAGAUUCCUGGUGCAUGUCUGCUUCUCCCCUAGUAUCUGGCAGAGGGAUGGGAAAUGAGGAGGGAAAAGGCAGUACAUUGACUAACCCAGUGCUCAGAUCAACACUGAGGAAAAAGAAUCAGGUUUUUACUAAAGGCUAAAAACAGAUGGUUGUGUGCCCUACUCCAAAGACCAGAGGAAAGCAAAGAAAUAUCCUUUGCACCAUGAUAACAAGCUAGUUAUUAACUGAUAGUGUAUUUCAGGGCAAAUAACAGGGUUGAUAAUGUGAACUAACAGUUCAUAUUAUUCACAUGAACCUAAUCAAUGCCCUACAUUCCUUGUCAUCAUUACAAUUUUUAUCUAACCGUAUGUCUCUGUAAUGAUUUAAAAAUACAUAUAAUUCUAAUCUAGAUCUCAACAUUCUUUGUCUCAGCAAAAUACCACCUGUAAGGCAUUAAGCUUAGGAAAAUGUUCCCCCCAAAUUCUGUCAGUUAGAGACAGUAGUAGUCACACAUUGCUGUUUGCUUGCUCAUUUGUAAGUAACUGCCAUUUUUUAUAAAUCAUGUUUAAACAUCUAGCUGCAGAGAAUCUCUUUCAGUAUUUACAGGAAAUAAUGUUAACAACAAAGUAGACUUUCCAUCUUUUUUACUACUUGUUUAUCUUUCCAGUUACAUUUGGUGUGAUCACUAACCUGGGCUCUUUUGAGUCAUUUUCAUAUUCUGAUUUUUAUGCAGUAGCCAGUUGUUGAAUUUGUCAGAUUUGCAGAACCAUUUAAAUGGAUUAAAACUCAUACAGUCUAUUGUGUAAAGUGAUAUAUGUAUGAAGAAUAUUAAAGAUACUUAAUAUGGAAAAGACUGGAUUAGUCAUGAAUGAGUAAACAACACUGAUGUAUUUCUUCUAAUGUCUUUUAAGUCUCUUUAAUAUCUAAAUGAUCCAAAUAUACUGCUUCCUUUUUCCUAAA